CCACCCCCUUAAGGGGAAGGAGAAAAAAAAAAAAGCUCGCGUGUAAGAAGCGGGAGGAGGAGGAAAAAGGAACCAGGGAGGCGCUGCUUAGCUGGCGAGGCGAGGCGAGGCAACCGCAGCUGCAGCCGCAGCUCCCGCCCUCCCGCCUUGCUUCUCAACUCCCCGGGGGGCGGAGGGGAGCCCGCCGCCAGGCGCCGCGACCGGCCCGGCAGCUCCAUGCGCUGGGUACCUCCUGCAGGAAGUCAGAAGGAGGACAGAGGGACAGAUGGAGAGAACCAUGUCUUCAGUCGCAGCUUAUUACAAUGGAAAGGCCGUGCUCAUCACAGGAGCCACAGGUUUCAUGGGCAAAGUACUGAUGGAAAAGCUACUGCGCUCCAGUCCUGAUGUAAAAACUGUUUAUAUCCUUGUGAGACCAAAGGCGGGGCAGUCAAUGCAGGAGAGAGUGGCAAACAUGUUACAAUGCAAGGUCUUUGACAGAGUCCGAGAAGAUUAUCCUAAUUUCCAAGAGAAGAUUAAACCUAUUAAUGCAGAACUCAUCCAGCCAAAUCUGGCCAUCAGCCCCAAGGACUCUGAGGAGCUCCUGUCCCAAGUCAACAUUGUCUUCCACUGUGCAGCAACAAUUCGUUUUGAUGAGCCACUAAAACGUGCCCUGCAGCUGAAUGUCCUUGGCACACAACGGCUCAUAGAGUUGGCUCGCCAGAUGCAGAAGCUUGAGGCCUUCAUCCACAUCUCUACUGCCUAUGCAAACUGUAACCAGAAACACAUAGAUGAAAUAAUCUACCCACCCCCUGUUGAGCCCAAGAAGCUCUUUGGCUUAGUGGAGUGGAUGGAUGAAUCUAUCAUUGAAGACAUCACACCCAAGCUGAUUGGGGAGUGGCCCAAUACUUAUGCAUACACCAAAGCCUUGACAGAGUACCUGCUCCAACAGGAGAAAGCCAACUUGAACAUUGCCAUCAUCAGGCCAUCCAUCGUAGGAGCCAGUUGGCAUGAGCCUUUCCCAGGCUGGAUUGACAAUUUCAAUGGAACAAGUGGCAUAAUGAUUGCGGCUGGCAAAGGGAUUCUCCGAACAAUGAUAGCUAAUAAUGAUGCAGUAGCUGAUCUGAUUCCAGUCGAUGUUGUCAUCAACCUCACUCUAGUAGCUGGGUGGUACACUGCAGUCCACAGACCAAAAAACAUGAUGGUGUACAACUGUACAACAGGUGGGAUCAACCCCUUUUCCUGGGGAGAGAUGGAAUACCACGUCUUGUCCACCUUCAAAAGGAACCCCCUAGAACAAGUUUACAGAACACCCUGUGCUCAGCUCACCUCAAACUACCUGAUUAACCGGUACUGGAUAGCAGUCAGCCAUAAGGCUCCAGCCAUGAUCUAUGAUCUGUACUUGAGACUAACCGGAAGAAAACCCAGGAUGAUGAAGAUCCUUGAUAGGCUGCACAAGAAUCUGAUGCUUUUGGAAUAUUUCACCACUCAGUCCUGGGAAUGGUCCUCAGAUAACAUGAACAUGUUAAUGGGCCAGCUCAGUCCAGAGGACAAGAAACUGUACAACUUUGAUAUUCGCCAGCUGCAUUGGUCAGAAUACAUUGAAAACUACUGCCUGGGUGCUAAGAAAUACUUACUGAAUGAAGACAUGUCUGGGAUUCCUGCAGCAAAACAGCACUUAAGAAAGCUAAGGAACAUCCGGUAUGUGUUCAACACCACGCUUCUCGUGAUCAUCUGGCGGAUUUUCAUUGCGAGGUCACAGAUGGCUCGGAACAUCUGGUACUUUGUGGUGAGCCUCUGCUACAAGUUUCUUUCCUACUUCAGGGCAUCCAGCACCCUCAGGCAUUGAAAUGGUCAGUCAGCAGCCAACGUCCUUCAGAAGAACCUUCAUCUCCUCUAAACAGCAACUGUGGGCAUCUGGGCUUGAAAGUAGCAGGGAAUUCAUCAAUACCAACAGCAGCCUGCAGUUAAUAUGCACCAUUGUACUCUCACCAUUAUCUUUUUACUAGUGCUUUAACAUGUAAUGGACACUGGAUCCAUAGGAUCAGGCUAAUUUUAAAGCCAUAACUGAAGCUUUAUACACAGGUCAUUCUGGAAUCUGUCCAAUUCUGAUGUGCAAGAGUACGGAUUAACCAAAGCUGUUGUCUUCCCAUCCAUAGCCUAGAGCUAAGUCUCUCUUCCCCACCUCCCUUCUUAAUAUAUCUAUAUUUAAAGGCAAACACUUUUGAGAAGUUCUAUGGUAAGACAAAGAACUCUCAAAGAAAUCAGUUGGACAGAAGAUUUCUUAUAGGCUAUUCACCAAUUCUCAGUUAAUGAGGCCAAAUGGGCCCCAUACCUUAUUGGAAAAUGUGAUUCUACAUUUUCAGUCACCAAAAACAAAGGAAAAUAAGGGAAAAUAAAAGUCAUGGCAAAGUGAUGAAGGUGGUCUUGAUUUCCAUUUCAUUGCUGCUAAGGACUGAUACUUUCAAGCCCUGAUUGAAGAAAUGCACAGAAAACCAUAUACCUUUUUUAACUGCACUAAUACAUGCAAGCUACUUUCUUAUGGAGCAGCCUUAGUUUCAGUAUAGCUGAGGUUACUGUCUAGCUUCAGUGUAAAAAAACAGAACAAAACAACCUGGUUUUUCACGUCUCUAACUUGGGCUUGGAAAAUUUGCUUGGCCUUAAAAUUGCUCUAUUUACUCUGAAGACAAAAGGAGAAGACUUCUGCAAAGAUUGAAGAAAAAUUGUCAAGCUGUUUUUGAGGUGUAUGUCAUUAAAGAUUACCAUGACUUACA
This is a messenger RNA of Gavialis gangeticus (Gharial), 2750 nucleotides long. It is a transcript of the gene FAR2, whose product is annotated as fatty acyl-CoA reductase 2. Gene Ontology annotation, cellular component: peroxisome. Lineage: Eukaryota; Metazoa; Chordata; Crocodylia; Gavialidae. Gene Ontology annotation, molecular function: alcohol-forming very long-chain fatty acyl-CoA reductase (NADP+) activity. The record is from RefSeq and is a predicted model, not a curated record. The transcript is spliced from 12 exons. The coding region runs from base 266 to 1825 and encodes 519 amino acids. Gene Ontology annotation, biological process: long-chain fatty-acyl-CoA metabolic process.